This is a messenger RNA of Gongylonema pulchrum, 270 nucleotides long. The record is from the annotation of a GenBank genome assembly. Lineage: Eukaryota; Metazoa; Nematoda; Chromadorea; Rhabditida; Gongylonematidae.
AUGAUGAUGACGAUGAUUAUGAAUGAGGCCGGUGAGGUCAUCUACAUCCCGCUGAGAAUCAUUGUGUAUCUAUCACCUCACUUGGGAGAAUUUUUUUACAAUCAAAUGGAUAAAUAUGCAAGGAAUUACUUAGCAGAAGGCGUAAAAAAUAAAGAAGAUAUUAUCGUUACGCCGGAUUCUGAAAUUUACAAAAAUCUCAACCAGCAUUACAAUCGAAAUAACCAUAUUCAAGUAAGAAACUAUUUAAAUUUUCUAAGAACUUUAAAUUGA